Messenger RNA from Pipra filicauda (Wire-tailed manakin), 8702 nucleotides. It is a transcript of the gene ADGRL2, whose product is annotated as adhesion G protein-coupled receptor L2. The record is from RefSeq and is a predicted model, not a curated record. Lineage: Eukaryota; Metazoa; Chordata; Aves; Passeriformes; Pipridae. Gene Ontology annotation, biological process: brain development; adenylate cyclase-activating G protein-coupled receptor signaling pathway; cell surface receptor signaling pathway. Gene Ontology annotation, molecular function: G protein-coupled receptor activity; carbohydrate binding. The transcript is spliced from 27 exons. Gene Ontology annotation, cellular component: neuron projection; membrane. The coding region runs from base 572 to 4381 and encodes 1269 amino acids.
CAUCCCCGUGCCCCUGUGCCAGUCAAUCUAAAUGUAUCAGUUCAAGUGGAGAUAAUCCAUGCAAAUCAGAGGCACUGGCUCCCGGUGCUCGAUUCACAAAGAGAACUCAGCUUCGGGAGGUCACUCGUUCACAGCUGCUCCUCCCAUUAUGUUUUUCCCUUAUUGCAGAACUGCUGCAUGUGUACAGUGACUGAAAGGACUCAAUUUACUGCAACUGCUGCCUGGCUUUACUUACAACUUUCUUUAAAGGGGGACUUACCUUCUAUCACUCUUGCUAAGGUGACAGCACUCCAGGGACAGCACCCCACCCGCAGCUGGGCACAAUGAGACCUAAUCUUGGCUGAGAGACCUGUAAGGGAUUGGAGGUGCUGCUGUGGCUGUUUGGUUUUAUCCUUUCCUGGGAGCGCUGCUGAUCAAGUUGAGAUGAAGGGUCUUUAUGGCAGAAUGAUGAAUUCCAUCUUUUCCAGAAUGGUAUGAAGAUGAAUAAUGCAGGCCACUGGUUUCGAUGAUGCUGGGCUUUUAUAACUGGAUUCAUUAAGGAAUACAAAGAAAAUUCUUACAGGGAUCAAUAAUGGUGUCUUCUGGCUGCAGAAUGAGAAGUUUUUGGUUUCUGCUCCUUGUCAGCUUCCUGCAGUGUACUGAAGGUUUCAGCCGGGCAGCACUCCCGUUCGGUUUGGUGAGGAGGGAGCUCUCCUGCGAAGGUUACUCCAUCGACCUGCGGUGCCCGGGCAGCGAUGUCAUCAUGAUAGAGAGUGCCAACUAUGGGCGGACAGACGACAAGAUCUGUGAUGCUGACCCCUUCCAGAUGGAGAACACAGAAUGCUUCCUGCCGGACGCCUACAAGAUUAUGACACAAAGGUGCAACAACCGAACACAGUGUAUAGUAGUUACUGGGUCAGAUGUGUUUCCUGAUCCUUGUCCUGGAACAUACAAAUAUCUAGAAGUUCAGUAUGAAUGUGUUCCUUACAUUUUUGUUUGCCCGGGGACGUUGAAAGCAAUUGUGGACUCACCGUAUUUAUAUGAAGCUGAACAAAAAGCAGGUGCUUGGUGCAAAGACCCUCUCCAGGCUGCAGAUAAAAUCUACUUCAUGCCCUGGACUCCGUACCGCACCGACACUCUGAUAGAGUUCGCGUCUCUGGAGGACUUCCAGAACGGCCGCCAGCAGACGACGUACAAACUGCCGAACCGAGUGGAUGGCACCGGCUUUGUGGUGUACGACGGCGCUGUCUUUUUCAACAAGGAGAGAACGAGGAACAUAGUGAAGUUUGACUUGAGGACUAGAAUUAAGAGUGGGGAGGCCAUAAUCAAUUAUGCUAAUUACCACGACACGUCUCCGUACCGGUGGGGAGGAAAGACUGACAUUGACUUGGCGGUGGAUGAAAAUGGCUUGUGGGUGAUUUACGCCACGGAGCAGAACAACGGGAUGAUCGUGAUCAGCCAGCUGAACCCCUACACCCUGCGCUUCGAGGCCACCUGGGAAACGACGUACGACAAGCGGGCGGCGUCCAACGCCUUCAUGAUCUGCGGGGUCCUGUACGUGGUGCGCUCGGUGUACCAGGACAACGAGAGCGAGACCGGCCGCAACGCCAUCGACUACAUCUACAACACCAGGCUGAGCAGGGGCGAGCACGUGGACAUCCCCUUCCCCAACCAGUACCAGUACAUCGCCGCCGUGGAUUACAACCCCAGGGACAACCAGCUGUACGUGUGGAAUAACAACUUCAUCCUGAGAUAUUCUUUGGAGUUCGGCCCACCCGAUCCUGCCCAAGUGCCUACCACAGCAGUGACAAUAACUUCUUCAGCAGAGCUGUACAAAACCACAGUGUCAACCACUAGCACCACGUCCCAGAAGGGUCCCAUAAGCACAACGCUAGCUGGAGGAACAAAGGAAGGAAGCAAAGGACCCAGACCACCGCCACCCGUUUCCACAACCAAAAUUCCUCCCGUGACAAGUUUUUUCCCUUUGCCAGAGAGAUUCUGUGAACCGACUGAGGCCAGGGGGAUUAGCUGGCCUCAGACACAACGAGGAAUGAUGGUUGAACGCCCUUGCCCCAAAGGAACACGAGGAACUGCCUCGUAUCUCUGCGUGGUCUUAACGGGAAUGUGGAACCCCAAAGGCCCUGAUCUUAGCAACUGUACCUCACACUGGGUAAAUCAGCUGGCUCAGAAGAUCAGAAGUGGGGAAAAUGCUGCUAGUCUGGCCAAUGAACUGGCUAAACACACCAAAGGCCCAGUGUUUGCUGGCGAUGUGAGUUCCUCAGUGAGGCUGAUGGAACAGCUCGUGGACAUUUUGGAUGCUCAACUUCAGGAACUACGGCCCAGUGAAAAGGACUCUGCUGGAAGGAGUUAUAACAAGCUCCAAAAACGAGAGAAGACAUGCAGGGCUUACCUUAAGGCAAUUGUGGAUACAGUGGACAACCUGCUCAGGCCUGAAGCUCUGGAGUCCUGGAAGGACAUGAAUUCUUCAGAGCAAGCCCAUGCAGCCACAAUGUUACUUGAUACAUUAGAAGAAGGGGCUUUUGUUUUGGCUGAUAAUCUUCUAGAACCAACCAGAGUCUCAAUGCCCACAGAAAACAUCGUUUUGGAUGUUGCAGUGCUCAUUACUGAGGGCCAGGUGCAGGACUUGAAAUUUCCUCAGGGCAGUAAAGGAGGCAACUCGAUUCAGCUCUCGGCGAGCACCGUGAAGCAGAACAGCAGGAACGGAUCAGCAAAGCUGGUUUUCAUCAUCUACAAAAGCCUGGGCCGUUUCCUCAGCACCGAGAACGCCACCAUAAAGCUGGGCAGCGACCUGGCCGGGCGGAACAGCACCAUCGCCGUCAACUCGCACGUCAUCGCCGCCUCCAUCAACAAGGAGUCGAGCCGGGUGUACCUCACCGACCCCGUGCACUUCACACUGGAGCACAUCGACCCUGACAAUUAUUUCAAUGCAAAUUGCUCCUUCUGGAACUACUCAGAGAGGACUAUGAUGGGGUACUGGUCAACGCAAGGCUGCAAACUGGUUGACACAAAUAAAACUCACACGACGUGUGCUUGCAGUCACCUGACCAACUUUGCAAUUCUUAUGGCUCGUCGGGAGAUUGUGUACAAAGAUGGAGUGCACGAAUUGCUCCUCACUGUCAUCACCUGGGUGGGAAUUGUCAUCUCUCUUGUUUGCCUGGCCAUCUGCAUCUUCACAUUCUGUUUUUUCCGUGGCCUGCAAAGCGAUCGUAACACUAUUCACAAGAACCUUUGUAUCAACCUAUUCAUUGCUGAGUUCAUUUUCCUAAUAGGCAUCGAUAAGACGGAGUACAAGAUUGCAUGUCCGAUAUUUGCAGGUCUCUUACACUUUUUCUUCCUGGCAGCCUUUGCCUGGAUGUGUCUAGAAGGAGUGCAGCUUUAUCUAAUGUUAGUAGAAGUAUUUGAAAGUGAAUAUUCUAGAAAGAAGUACUAUUAUGUUGCUGGCUACCUCUUCCCUGCUACAGUAGUUGGUGUCUCAGCAGCUAUUGACUACAAGAGCUACGGAACAGAGAAAGCUUGCUGGCUCCAUGUAGAUAACUAUUUUAUCUGGAGUUUCAUUGGACCUGUUACCUUUAUUAUUCUGCUGAAUCUUAUCUUCCUGGUGAUCACAUUGUGCAAAAUGGUGAAGCACUCAAACACUUUGAAACCAGACUCUAGCAGGUUGGAAAACAUUAAUAAUUACCGUGUUUGUGAUGGCUACUAUAAUACGGACUUACCUGGCUAUGAAGAUAAUAAGCCAUUUAUCAAAUCCUGGGUCCUGGGUGCAUUUGCUCUCCUGUGUCUCCUUGGCCUAACAUGGUCAUUUGGCCUGCUGUUCAUAAACGAGGGGACUGUUGUGAUGACCUAUCUCUUCACAGUAUUUAAUGCUUUCCAAGGAAUGUUUAUAUUCAUCUUUCAUUGUGCCCUCCAAAAGAAAGUGCGUAAGGAGUACGGGAAAUGCUUCCGACACUCCUACUGCUGUGGGGGGCUGCCCACGGAGAGCCCCCACAGCUCAGUGAAGGCAUCCACCACCAGAACCAGCGCCCGCUACUCCUCUGGCACUCAGAGUCGUAUAAGGAGGAUGUGGAAUGACACUGUGAGAAAACAAUCUGAAUCGUCUUUUAUCUCAGGUGACAUCAACAGCACUUCAACACUUAAUCAAGGAAUGACUGGCAAUUACCUACUAACAAACCCUCUUCUUCGACCACACGGCACUAACAACCCCUAUAACACAUUGCUCGCUGAAACAGUUGUAUGUAAUGCCCCUUCAGCUCCUGUGUUUAACUCACCAGCAACCUACAGAGAGACAAGUAUGGGAGUAAAACUUAACUUUGCCUAUCAAAUGACAUUCACUGAACAAUGCCAGGGAUACAAGUGCCAUGGAUACUCUACCGCUAAAUGGUAAUUUCAACAACAGCUACUCGUUGCGCAACGGAGACUAUAACGACAGCGUGCAAGUCGUAGACUGUGGACUAAGCCUGAAUGAUACUGCUUUUGAGAAAAUGAUCAUUUCAGAGUUAGUGCACAACAACCUGCGGGGCAGCAGCAAGAACCACAACCUGGAGCGGGCGCUGCCGGCCAAGGCGGCGAUGGGCGGGAGCAGCAGCGAGGACGACGCCAUCGUGGCCGACGCCUCGUCUUUGAUGCACAGCGACACCCCGGGGCUGGAGCUGCACCACAAAGAGCUCGAGGCCCCGCUCAUCCCUCAGCGGACUCACUCCCUUCUGUACCAGCCCCAGAAGAAAGUGAAGCCCGAGGGCACGGACAGCUACGUGUCCCAGCUGACCGCCGAGGCCGACGACCACCUCCAGUCCCCCAACAGAGACUCCCUUUACACGAGCAUGCCCAACCUCAGAGACUCUCCGUACCCAGAGAGCAGCCCCGACGUCGAGGAGGAUCUCUCUCCCUCCAGGAGGAGUGAAAACGAGGACAUUUACUACAAGAGCAUGCCAAACCUAGGAGCUGGCCACCAGCUUCAGAUGUACUAUCAGAUCAGCAGGGGUAACAGCGACGGCUACAUAAUUCCCAUCAACAAGGAAGGAUGUAUUCCAGAAGGAGACGUUAGAGAAGGACAAAUGCAACUAGUGACAAGCCUUUAAUAGUGUAGCAAAGAAAUAUUAAAGGCCACGUUCAAGUAUUAAAAAGACUUAAUUUGCCCCGUGCAGGCUCCCUCAUAUCUGCUUGAAGAGACAAUUCUGUUGACCCUGUGGUUCUCCAGUAACGGAGAUGACUGGACCUCGCAGUUCUGUGAAUUUUUAUAAAACAAAAACUUUGUAUAUACACAGAGUAUACUAAAAUGAAUUAUUUGUUACAAAGAAAAGAAAUACCAACAAGGUAUUUAAGAUAUCUUCUGCUGCUGAAUUUAACAAAAUUGUGAAAAAAAAAAAGAGAGAAAUAAACACUUUCCAGCCAUUUUACUGCAGCAGUUUGUGAACUAAAUUUGUAAAUAUGGCUGCACCAUGUUUUUUUUCCUAGGCCUACAUUGUAUUAUAUACAAGGCGUAGGCUUUAAAAUCCUGUGGGACAAAUUUACUGUACCUUACUAUUCCUGACAAGACUUGCAAAAGCAGGAGAGAUAUUCUGCAUCAGUUUGCAGUUCACUGCAAAUCUUUUCCAUUAGGGCAAAGAUUGAAUACAUGUCUAACCACUAGCAAUCAAGCCACAGGCCUUAUUUCAUAUAUUUCCUCAACUGUACAAUGAACCGUUCUCAUGAAAAAAUGGCUAAAGAAAUUAUAUUUUGUUCUAUUGCUAGGGUAAAAUAAAUACAUUUGUGUCCAACUGAAAUAUAAUUGUCAUUAAAAAAUAAUUUUAAAGAGUUUGAAGAAAAUAUUGUGAAAAGCUCUUGGUUGCACAUACGUUAUAAGCUGUUUUUCUUACACUGUUCAUAGUACGGUAGUAUGUUUAAAAUGCAACUUCUACCCAUUUUCACUUAUUUUUCACUGUAAACAGUGUUCUGCUUUGACAAGUUAGUUUUUAUUCUUAAGUUUUUGAAUUUUUAUUGCCAAAAAAACCAUAAUUUUGGGAGAAAAUUGUUUUAGAAGCCAAUUAUGCCAAGCCUUGCACAAAUUUGGUAUAGCUAACAAAGAUUGUAACUCAGUUCCCUGUUCAGUCUUUAAUCAGGGUUGGGUGGUAAGGGGUAAGGGGGACACUGGACACUUCUCACAAGCUUUCUCGUGAAUAAAAGGUGCCUGUCCUUUAAAAAAAAUAAAUAAAACAUAACUAUUACUCUUCCAUAUUCCUUCUGCCUAUAUUUAGUAAUUAAUUUAUUUUAUGAUAAAAAAAUCUAAUGAAAUGUAAAUUGUUUCAACAAAAUUCUGCUUUUUUCAUCCCUUUGUGUAAACCUGUUAAUAAUGAGCCCAUCACUAAUAUCCAGUGUAAAGUUUAACACCUGUUUGACAGUAAAUAAAUGUGAAUUUUUUUCCAAAUAGGUAAAAUGUGCAUUAUUAUGUACGAAGCAUAAUUGGCAUCAGCAGUCCUUCAACCCAGAUGUAUCCUGCCUAGAAUGACUUCUUUACAUUUCAUGAUUUAAGUGUCAAGAAUACAACAGAAACUGUCUAUGGCUCUACAGAAGGGAGAUCUUUACUGUUCCUUAGUCACAAUUGAAUAGGAUCAAACUCAGACAUAGCAGGGUCAUUAGGAAAAUGUACUGUAAUUUCAUGUAUUUACAUAACUUUUAAGUAGGCAUCUGCACGGAAAUUAAAAAUAAGGUGGUAAAUGCCACUGUCAUAGUCUCGGCAACAGUAAUUAGCAGUUAAUUAUUAGUGAUGAAGAUAUAUUGUUGCAGUGGGGAAAACAUGAAUAAGCAGCAUUUGGCCAGCACUGUGAGUGCUGUCUGAAUAAUCUAAAUAAUCUAAAUAAUUCAUCCGUCACGGCGCUGGUUGGCGUCGGAUAAAUCAGGAUGACGGUCCCUGUUCUACCAGACUGGCGAACUGCAGAAGGCAGCUGAUGCCCAAGAUGUUAUCUACAAAUCUGUGGCAAAAUUGGAAGUCUGAAGUCUUUGUUGUGUUGAUUCCCAAGCCUCUUCUGUCCCUCUCAUUGAGGGCCUGUCAGAGAUAACACCAAGAACUUCCAUUUGUCACCACUUCCGAAGUUGGGUUCUUCCCGAUAACUCUCAAAUUAACACCCCACCAUCACAGAGGCCACAUGUGUGCCCACUGUGACUCCAUGUGUGACAACAGCAAAAAAUUCACUUGAAAGCUGUAUUGUUACCUUCUAAUGCAUUGGAGUAUAUGAAGUCCAUUUGGAAAAUAAGUCAAUGCAUUUUGAAGUAUCAAUUUCAGAAGAAUGUUUUCAGCAAGACUUCCUGCCGUUGAGAAAGUUCAAACUCUGUAAAAAAAAUAAAGUCCAGGUUGAGAUGGAACCGUGGGGUUCAGGUAAUCUCAAUAUAUCUGUACUCAGGACUGUGACACUGUAGUGAUUGUUCUUGAAAAAGGCAUCUUCACCACCAGCCUUACUGGUAACUCUUGCCAGUAAGUUCCUUAACACUGAAAAGUUACUGUGUUUGCAGUAAAGUCACUGAACAUUUAAAAUUUAAUCAGUACUGGUUUGCUUCUGUUUAGUAGAGAUGCUUUAAAAAUCAAAGUCUCUAUGAAACAGGACUUUGUUCUGAUUCAGGGUGUACAGCAGACUCCUCGGAGCAAAAAUUAUUCCCUUAGUCUGUCUGACAACUUGAAAACAUACUUGCUGCCUUCUACCUAGGAAAUCAUGUUCUUAAGGGUUUAAAAAUUGUGGUGCUCAAGUAAUUACAGUACACAUGACCUAAUAACUUCACCAACUUUCUUCAGAAUCUUCAACCCUAGUUCAAGCAAGCACUCCUUUGUGUCUAACUAAAGGUGGCAAAACUACAGACUGGAGAAAGGUUUGUAGUGUUGUGAUCUUAAAUAUAUAUUAAAUUGCAAAUGUAAUAAGUACUCACAAAACAAGAAAAUGUAGCUGAUGAACCUAAGAUGAAGCAGCUGAACCUAAGUAUCAUAAGGGAAUUCUUUUGUUAGCUUCCUUGUAAUGCAGAUGUUGCUUUUUAGUGAGCCUGUUUUUUUUUUUAAUGUUGAGCUAGUGAGAGUCCUGUGUUUAGCUAGCAGCCAAUACAUUGCCAGAUUUCUGUUGGUGUAACUUCUCAGUGUAGUAGGUUACAGUAUAAUUAUAUAGCUGACAGCUUAUUGUAAUUUCUUUAUGUUCUCUUCUCACAUUCCUGCCAUCUUGGGAUCAGAAGGACAGAAGAAUUCAGAGGAAGAGUUCGAGAACAGUGAAAUAAUGACAGCAGAAUUAAUGGAAACAAGUGUUUCUUCAGGGCCAUCAGUUAACCAGUUCCUAUGAUGGUGCCAAGGAUAUGCUGCUAUUUUAGGCACUGUCUUUCAGAAGAGCUGUAAUUUUCUUAUGGCUAGUUAUCUCCUGUUACUAUCAGUGUUAACCCUACUGGCUCAGUUCAAUUCUUCCUUGUAACUUCAGUCCAAUUAUAUUAAUUCCUACAAAAGAUUGAAUGGGAUGUGCAUUUAGUGAACUGUUGUAUAAUGGUGCUAUGCAUUGUUUAAUAUAAAAUACAUCUCAAUUCUACAUAAGUGAACCAUAACAUGAAGAAAUGCAACACUGGUAAUAACUUUAUAGUUUAAAUUAACCUUUAUCUGUGAAUUCUACAAUACACCUUUGCUUCUUUUAAAUUUGAAAUGAAAUUAAUAAAGUUUACAUAUAUUCACUUAUGUAGGCAAUAAAGGGUGUUUCAAAUUGCCAUAA